Molecule: messenger RNA, 733 nt
Organism: Halteromyces radiatus
Lineage: Eukaryota; Fungi; Mucoromycota; Mucoromycetes; Mucorales; Cunninghamellaceae
Product: Got1/Sft2-like family-domain-containing protein
Exons: 8
Coding region: 64-540 (158 amino acids)
Biological process (GO): vesicle-mediated transport
Cellular component (GO): membrane
Source: RefSeq, a predicted model, not a curated record
UUUUUUUUGUAUUUUGACCCUUUCUUUCUCUUCUUUCUUUCUUUUCUUUUUGCUCAUACAAUAAUGGCUUUUGGGUUCUUUUCAGAGACGUUUAGUGACCAAGGAACCAUGGACGACGGAACUUGGCAGUUCUGUGGUCUUGAUAGAAUGCAACGUCUUUAUGCUUUUGGUGCCUGUUUCGUCAUUGGUUUUAUUCUUUCGCUUGUGUCGUCUCUUAUUCUUAUAGGUGGUAAUGUGGCUGGCUUUGCGAUUCUUUACAGUAUUGGAAACCUUGUUUCUAUUUUCAGUUUGACUUUUAUUAUUGGUAUUAUGAAGCAAGUGAAAACAAUGUUUGCACCUGUACGAUUCUGGGCAACUACUGUAUACUUGUCAUUACUUGUAGUCACUUUGGUCCUCUCUAUUUUGUUACACAACUUUAUCUUGUCCCUGAUUCUAGUCAUUGUUCAGUUCGCUGCCUUGGUGUGGUACUCCGCAAGCUAUAUUCCUUAUGGCCGUGAAAUCAUUCGACGAUUCUUUGGCAGUUGUGUUACAUCUAUCUAAGCAUUUGAAAGCUACCAUAGUAUAGUGCCUUUUUUUUGAUCUUUAUCCUUUUUGUAUUAUUGUUUUAUUUUUAGUUUUCUCAUUAUUUUAUACUCUCUCUUUUUCUUUCUCUUGUUAUCCCCAUCCUUCAAAAUAAUAUAUUGUUCAUGUUGAUUACUUUAUAUAUAUAAAUAAAACUUUUUUUCUGAUAUCA